This is a messenger RNA of Syngnathoides biaculeatus (alligator pipefish), 2284 nucleotides long. RefSeq names its product DEAD (Asp-Glu-Ala-Asp) box polypeptide 55 (gene ddx55). The record is from RefSeq and is a predicted model, not a curated record. The transcript is spliced from 15 exons. Lineage: Eukaryota; Metazoa; Chordata; Actinopteri; Syngnathiformes; Syngnathidae. Gene Ontology annotation, molecular function: nucleic acid binding; RNA helicase activity; ATP binding. Gene Ontology annotation, cellular component: nucleolus. The coding region runs from base 210 to 2057 and encodes 615 amino acids.
AAGCAUUGGCGUACCAACGACGUUUGCAUUUCAUGGGAAUAAACUACCAUGCGCUCUGGUUUCCGCCCGGACACUCAUAAAGGGAAAAUAUUUUCAUCGUGGUGGAGUUAGUUGUAGCACGGACUAACCACGUUUCUUUGCGUAAAUUAAUUUGGAAGACACGACGAACCUUUUAUUUCGUAAAAUUUAAGGCCCUGUGGGGAUAAUGGAUGAAAGGAUGGAAAGACAUUUCCCUCGAGCUCAAGUUUCCACCCGGCGUCAUGGAGAACGCGACAGACGGGACGUGGGAUAGUUUAGCCGGCAAACUAAACGACAAGAUCUUAGAAACGCUUCGGGAACUCAAUUUUACGCACAUGACGCCCGUGCAAGCUGCCUGUAUCCCACUUUUUAUGAGCAACAAGGAUGUGGCUGCUGAGGCAGUGACCGGGAGUGGGAAGACGUUAGCGUUUGUCAUUCCCGUCCUGGAAGUUCUGCUCAGGAGAGAAGAGAAGCUCAAGAAGAUGCAGGUGGGCGCGCUGGUGGUCACGCCCACGCGCGAGCUGGCCGUGCAGAUCAGCGAAGUGAUUGGACACUUCCUCCAGAAGUUUCCGCAGUUCACGCAGAUGUUGAUGAUCGGCGGCAACAACCCGAUGGAGGACGUCGAGAAGUUCAAGGAAAACGGGGCGAACAUCGUGGUAGCCACGCCCGGCCGCCUGGAGGACAUGUUCCGCAGGAAGGGCGACGGCGCGGACCUGGCCGCCUCGGUCAAGAGUCUGGACGUGCUCGUCUUGGACGAGGCCGACAGACUUCUGGACUUGGGCUUCGAGAACAGCCUGAACGCCAUCCUGAGCUUCCUGCCCAAGCAGCGGCGCACCGGCUUGUUCUCGGCCACGCAGACGCAGGAACUGGACAAGCUGGUCCGAGCCGGACUGCGGAACCCGGUCCGCGUGGUGGUCAAGGAGAAGGGCGUGGCGGACGGCGCCGCGCGGAGGACGCCGUCGGCGCUCAGCAACUACUACACGGUUUGCCGCGCCGACCGCAAGUUCAACGAGCUGGUGGCGUUUCUACGGCAACACAAGCAUCAGAAGCAGCUGGUGUUCUUCAGCACGUGCGCCUGCGUGGAGUACUUCGGCCGCGCUCUGGAGACGCUGGUGAGGAAGGUCCCCGUCCACUGCAUCCACGGCAAGAUGAAACACAAGCGCAACAAAAUCUUCUCCGACUUCCGAGCCGCCAAAAGCGGCAUCCUGGCGUGCACGGACGUGAUGGCGCGCGGCAUCGACAUCCCCGACGUCAACUGGGUGCUGCAGUACGACCCCCCCAGCAGCGCCAGCGCCUUCGUGCACCGCUGCGGUCGCACGGCGCGCAUCGGUAACCGCGGCAACGCCUUGGUCUUCCUGCUGCCCAUGGAGGAGUCCUACGUCAACUUCCUGUCCAUCAACCAGAAGUGUCCUUUGCAGAAAAUGGCGGCGGUGAGCGACGUGGUGGACGUGUUGCCCAAAGUGAAGGCGCUGGCGCAGGCGGACCGCGCCAUGUUCGACAAGGGCAUGAAGGCUUUCGUGUCGUACGUGCAGGCCUACGCCAAGCACGAGUGCAGCCUCAUCUUCAGGGUCAAAGAUUUGGAUUUCGCGUCGGUGGCCCGCGGCUUUGCGCUCCUCCGGCUGCCCAAAAUGCCGGAACUGCGCGGGAAAAGUUUCCCCGACUUCGUGCCGGCGCCGCUGGACACGGACAACAUCCGCUACAAGGACAAACAGCGCCAGAAACUGCGGAAGAAAACGCUGGCCGAGCUGGAACUGCGGCGGCGGGAGGACGACGGCGGCGGCGGCGACGCCCGGCCGGCCAAGAAAGCCGUCCGGAACCGGGCCUGGUCCAAACAGAAGGCCAAGAAGGACCGACGCAGGAAGAACGCCAGCAAGAGGAAACACGAGCAGUCCUCCGACGUCGACGACGAAGACGCGGACGAGCUGCUGAAGGACACUCGUCUGCUCAAGAAACUCAAAAAGGGGCAAAUCUGCGAGGAGGACUUUGAGCGGCAGAUCACCGGGGGGGGGGGGCGGAGCAACACAGACGUUCACAAAUAAAGCUUGAUGAGCUCGUCGCUGACGGCGGACGGCGUGAGGACGCCGAGGUCGGUGAAGAGCAGCGUGAUGAGCGAGGGCGGCGUGUAGUCCACCAGGGGGUGCUCGUCGGACAGGCUGGACUGGGCCUUCAGCGUCGACGCCUUGUACUGAAAACACGCACCAAGAGAAAUAUUAAAUACAUCUUUCACACUUUCCUGGGCAAAAUAAACAUGCACCGUAUUUUUACA